CGGAUUUGUUUGUACGUGCAGGUUGUUGCAACAAUGUAACAGAGACACGCGAAGAGGCAUCAGCAUUGACAGCACAGGAUUUCAAACCAACAGCUGGGUUUACCAAGGCAGCUGCUACCCAUUGUGCCUGGAAGAAGUCUGAGCAUCAUGUUAAACUGCACGUCCUCGUUCGUCUUUCUUUACCUGCGUUUAUAUAUCUGAGUUUCAUUCUGUGCUGUUCACGUCGUUUGUUUUUAUGUCAUUUUAAUAGCUUCAUUUGAAUGAAGCACAAAGUCAGCUAUGAGGCUGUUUGGGUUCCUCUUGAAAAACAAGGCUCCAAAGCAAAUUGAAUAUUACUCCAGGUUUUCCCCAUCGCCACUGUCUAUAAAACAGUUUCUGGAUUUCGGCAGGAACAAUGCCUGUGAGAAAACGUCCUACAUGUUCUUGCGGAAGGAGCUCCCGGUCCGGCUGGCGAACACCAUGAGGGAGGUGAACCUGCUUCCAGACAAGCUGCUGAGCAGGCCCUCCGUGAGGCUGGUGCAGACCUGGUACAUGCAGAGCUUUUUGGACAUUCUGGAAUAUGAAACCAGGAGCCCAGAGGAUCCUCAAGUAUUGGAAGAUUUCCUGGACAUUCUGAUUCAGAUCCGGAACCGCCACAAUGACGUGGUCCCCACCAUGGCGCAGGGCGUGAUUGAGUACAAGGAGAAGUACGGCUUCGACCCCUUUGUCAGCAGCAACAUCCAGUACUUCCUGGACCGCUUCUACACCAACCGCAUCUCCUUCAGGAUGCUGAUUAACCAGCACACACUGCUCUUUGGUAAUGACACAAAUCCAGCACACCCCAAACAUAUUGGAAGCAUCGAUCCCACCUGCAAUGUGGCCGAAGUUGUUAAGGAUGCCUAUGAGACUGCGAAGAUGCUUUGUGAGCAAUACUACAUGGCAGCGCCCGAGCUGAAAAUCGAAGAAUUCAAUGCUAAGGCACCUGAAAAGAACAUCCAAGUGGUUUAUGUGCCGUCCCAUCUCUUCCACAUGCUGUUUGAGUUGUUCAAGAAUUCAAUGAGAGCCACUGUGGAGCUCCAUGAAGGCAGAAGGGAAGGCAUCCCCCCCAUUAAAACAAUGGUCACCUUGGGAAAGGAGGAUCUGUCUAUAAAGAUAUGUGAUAAAGGUGGAGGUGUCCCGCUGAGAAAGAUUGAGCGCCUGUUUAACUACAUGUACUCCACAGCCCCCAGACCCAACUUCGAGCCAUCCAACACUGCUGCUCCCCUGGCUGGCUUUGGCUACGGCUUGCCAAUCUCUCGGCUGUAUGCCAGGUACUUCCAAGGGGACCUCAAGCUAUACUCCAUGGAGGGAGUGGGGACCGACGCUGUAAUCUAUCUGAAGGCGCUUUCCAGCGAAUCGUUCGAGCGACUCCCUGUGUUCAACAAGUCUGCGUGGCGGCACUACCAGACCUCGCCCGAGGCAGACGACUGGAGCAACCCCAGCAGCGAGCCCAGAGAUGCUUCCAAGUACAAAGCCAACAGAUAACUCCAGAACACCAGGGCGGGUUCUCCCUCUGCGUCGUAGAAUCCAUCGCCUGAGCGCUCGAUCCAUACGGAUUUUAAUAAGCUAAUAUUAAUAGCAUCCAGUGUGUUUGUAAUUGUUGAUGUUUCCAUAUUAAGAAGUAUUACCUAGGUCACCUCCAGGUGAAACAUUCAGGGAGAGGCACUGAGAUGUUGUGGAGUGUUACGGGUGGGGUCCUGUCCUGUUCCUCUCUCUCUUCCUCCCCUCCCUCUAUCCCGUGCUUUGUUCUUGUUUUUAUCAAUCCUUUGAAAUUUUAUACAGCGGGCAGGGGAAGUUCCAUUAUACUGUUUGUUCUGUGGGGGUGGGGUGUACCAUAGCACUGCAGAUAAUGCCCAUGGCUUAAAACUUAAGAUAUGAAAAUUAAAUUAAACAACUUGCAGUGUGAGAAAGUUAGGAUUUUCACAUAUUUCAAACCAAAAUGUUAUUAGAUCUUAAUUAUAGAUCUUAAUAAUAGGUAACCUGAUUAAACAAAUGACACAAAACAUGAUACUUUUUUAA
Molecule: messenger RNA, 2037 nt
Organism: Polyodon spathula (Mississippi paddlefish)
Lineage: Eukaryota; Metazoa; Chordata; Actinopteri; Acipenseriformes; Polyodontidae
Gene: pdk3a
Product: pyruvate dehydrogenase kinase, isozyme 3a
Exons: 11
Coding region: 280-1503 (407 amino acids)
Biological process (GO): protein phosphorylation; regulation of glucose metabolic process
Cellular component (GO): mitochondrion
Molecular function (GO): pyruvate dehydrogenase (acetyl-transferring) kinase activity
Source: RefSeq, a predicted model, not a curated record